This is a messenger RNA of Pocillopora damicornis (cauliflower coral), 850 nucleotides long. RefSeq lists its product as uncharacterized. The record is from RefSeq and is a predicted model, not a curated record. NCBI's taxonomy places the organism in Eukaryota, Metazoa, Cnidaria, Anthozoa, Scleractinia, Pocilloporidae.
UUGACCUUGCUUCCCAAGUAACGAAAGCUAACGAAGGAAUUUAAGAAGCUCUACGGCGUAUAAGUGCAACACGUAUUCUAUUUCGCCCUUAAUGGCGGCCAACAAAUCUGCCAAAGAAAUUCUGGCCUCUUUGAGAAAUGAGCCAUUCUCUGUGGAGACUGAAGAAAGGCUAGGAAGCCAUGCUGUCGUCCAGGAAGCGAGCGCUGGAACACUCCCUCUGGCAGUUGUGGAACGACUUCUCUGCGAACAGUAUCACAUAAUAGCCUCUGACACUCUAAGUAUGGAGCACCUAGUGGCCAGGUUCAACGCCAAUGAGAUCAUUCGAGAGUAUUUCCAGUUCUUUUUGACAGGCGAGAAGAUAGCUUUUGACAAGCUUCUCAGCAUGGCAAAAGCUAUGAAGCUUUCAGAUUCACAUCUGGAAGGUUAUGAGCCUCGGGCCGAAGCCCAAGCUUAUCCGUCGUAUUUGUGCCGUCUAGUCCAUUAUGGCGAAGCUCCGCAGAUUGCAGCAGCCAUUGCGGUUAAUUUCCCAGCGUUUGGACGAAUGUGUUCGCGUCUCGCAGAUGCACUGAAAAAGAACUACCACAUGAAAGAAGAAGACCUGGAGUUCCUUCGAUUCUUUGGUAGUGGGGAUUUAGACGACGGAGCUAUAAAGGCUAUUGAGGCUUAUAACGCAGAGGCCGAUAAAGGCACGUUCAAGAAAGUUAAUUACAGUGAUAUUAAACGUGCAGUUCGUCUACUGCAAGCGUAUGAAGUGAUGUUUUGGGACAGCGUUUUCUCCAAUCGUUAGAUCUCGUGAUGUAGGCUUUACUGAAUGCUGGUGAAACUGUCUUGAUUGCUUUCGCGUAGUAAG